UGCGCGUGCCAGUGCAUGGUGACGCCGUGGGUUUGUAUGCUCUCUCUGCUCUCUCUCUGUCUGUCUCUGGAGGAUUUCGCACCAUUUCAAGCUUUGGAUCAAACCGGGCGACACGCGACGGAAUUACCGCCACAAGGGUGUGGUUCUAUCCAAAAUGACAUCGCCGGAUGUAAAUAACAAGUGGAAGUAGGAUCUCUGCCCAUCCUUUAGAGAUGUACACCGCGAGCUCCGGGUCUGGGAACGCGUCCCUGCGCUGUUCUAUGUCUUCAUCGGCAGAUUUCUCCGAUGAUGAAGAGUACAGUGUGAAAUCUGGGUCGGUGUCGCCGGCACCGGGGGACACGUUACCGUGGAAUUUACCCAGACACGAGCGCUCGAAGCGGAAGAUUCAGGGAGGAUCCGUGCUGGAUCCUGCCGAGAGAGCGGUGCUCAGAAUCGCAGAUGAAAGAGACCGAGUCCAGAAAAAGACUUUUACAAAAUGGGUAAAUCAGCACCUCUUAAAGGUCCGAAAGCAUGUUAACGACCUGUAUGAGGAUUUGCGAGAUGGACAUAACCUGAUCUCCCUGCUGGAGGUGCUCUCUGGUGACACACUGCCACGGGAGAAGGGCCGCAUGCGCUUCCACAGACUCCAGAAUGUACAGAUUGCACUGGACUACUUAAAAAGACGGCAGGUGAAGCUGGUGAACAUCAGGAAUGACGACAUAACGGACGGAAACCCAAAACUGACUUUGGGAUUAAUAUGGACCAUAAUUCUGCACUUUCAGAUCUCGGACAUCCACGUGACAGGAGAGUCCGAGGACAUGACAGCCAAGGAGAGACUUCUGCUGUGGUCCCAGCAGAUGACCGAAGGCUAUGUAGGCGUCCGCUGUGGCAACUUCACUACCUCGUGGAGGGAUGGACGACUGUUUAAUGCUAUAAUACAUAAGUACAGGCCCGACCUGGUCGAUAUGAGCAGAGUAUCAACACAAAGUAGCAGAUCCAACCUAGAGCAAGCGUUUGGUGUGGCCGAGCAGCUUGGUGUGGCCCGACUGCUGGACCCAGAGGAUGUGGACGUGUCAUCUCCCGAUGAGAAGUCUGUUAUUACUUACGUAUCAACGUUAUACGAUGUCUUCCCGAAAGUACCGGAGGGUAUGGAGGGCAUCAGUGCAAAUGAUGUGGACAUUAAAUGGGUUGAAUACCAGAACAUGGUGAAGUACCUCAGCCAGUGGAUCAAACACAAUGUGACUGUUAUGUCAGACAGAAAUUUCCCCAGCAAUCCUGUGGAACUUAAGGCACUUUAUACGCAGUAUCUACUGUUUAAAGAGAAUGAAAUACCACCGAAAGAAAAUGAAAAGGCCAAAAUCAAGCAUCUCUACAAAAUGCUAGAGGUGUGGAUAGAGUUCGGUCGCAUCCAGCUCCCUCAAGGGUACCAUCCUAAUGACGUGGAGAAGGAAUGGGGCAAGCUGAUCGUCGCCAUGCUGGAGAGAGAGAAGAGCCUGAGGCCUGAAGUGGACAGACUUGAAAUGCUGCAGCAGAUUGCAAACAGAGUUCAGCGAGACUGUGUAGCCGGAGAGGACAAAUUAGUGUUAGCACGGACAGCUCUGCAGUCGGAUGCGAAACGGUUGGAAUCAGGAAUUCAGUUUCAGAAUGAAGCAGAGAUCGCUGGUUACCUUCUGGAGUGUGAGAAUUUACUGAGGCAGCAAGUGCUGGAUAUUCAGCUUUUACUGGAUGGGAAAUUCUACUUGGCUGAUCAGCUCGUUCAGAGGGUCUCUAAGCUCCGUGACGAUCUGCUGGCUUUGAGAACAGAGUGUUCAACCGUCUACAGCAAAGCACGCACGCUGACCUCAGAACAGACCAAGAUGAUGAUCUCUGGCAUCACGCAGAGUUUGAACUCAAACUUUUCCCCAAACUUCAGUGCCGGACUGUCUCCUGCGCUCACUCACGGAGGCCUGGUCACAUCAGGUGGCAGCCCUGCGAUGAGCCCAGCCAUGACGCCCAGCAUGCAGCCUGCCUCGGUCCAGACUUACCUCAGCGGCAGAGGAGGAGGAGGAGGAGGAGGCAUGGAGCCCGGGGUUCUUCAGCAGCUCAAACACAUGCAGAUCCGCAAGCCCAUGCUCAAAUCCUCAUUCCUGGAUCCCAGCUUGACCGAGGAUGAGGUUAAUGUGAAGUUUGUGCAGGAUCUGCUCAACUGGGUUGAGGAAAUGCAGGUUCAGCUUGAUCAAGCAGAAUGGGGAUCUGAUCUGCCAAGUGUUGAAUCAAAUUUAGGGAAUCAUAAAGAUUUUCACAAAGCCAUUGAAGAAUUCCAGAUGAGCAUUAAAGAAGCCAAAAUGAGUGAGAUUCAGAUGACCCAGCCACUGAAGCAGAGUUACUCUGAGAAGCUGAAUAAGUUAGAAAGCCAGUACGGGAGGCUGCUGAGAUGCUCCAGUGAGAGGCAGAAACACCUGGACAGCCUGUAUGAUUUUGUGUCCCGCGCCACUCAGGAGCUGAUCUGGCUCAAUGAGAAGGAGGAAGAGGAAGUGGCUUUCGACUGGAGUGAGCGAAACAGUAACAUUUCAAGGAAGAGGGAUUAUCAUGCAGAUCUCAUGAGAGAACUGGAUGACAAGGAGGAGGUGAUCAAGACAGUACAGGAGAAGGCAGAGAGCCUCCUACUGGAGAACCAUCCUGCCAGAUUGACCAUCGAGGCAUACAGAGCAGCCAUGCAGACUCAGUGGAGCUGGAUACUGCAGCUCUGUCACUGUGUGGAGCAACAUCUGAAAGAGAACGCUGUCUACUUUGACUUUUUCAGCGACGCCAAAGAGUCAUUGGAUUACCUUAGGAGCCUCCAAGAUGCCAUCCACAGAAAGUACAGCUGCGACCGAAACAGCAGUUUACAUCGGCUGGAGGAUCUCAUUCAAGAGUCCAUGGAUGAGAAAGAACAGCUCCUGAAAUACAGCAGCACAGUGGGUGGGUUAGUGGGACGGGCAAAGUCCGUUGUUCAGCUCAAGGCCCGCAACCCAGAGAACCCCAUCAGGACCUCCUUACCCGUCAAAUCCAUCUGUGACUACCGCCAGAUAGAGAUCACCAUUAGCAAAGAAGAUGAGUGCGUUCUAGUGAGCAAUUCUCACAGGGCAAAGUGGAAAGUGAUCAGUCCAUCUGGAAAUGAGGCCAUGGUACCUUCAGUCUGCUUUAGUGUACCUCCACCCAACAAGGAGGCCACUGAAAUGGCAAGCAGGAUCGAGCAGCUGUAUCAGAAUGCUCUGGCUCUGUGGCACCACUCUCACAUUAACAUGAAGAGCGUCGUGUCCUGGCACUAUCUGAUGACUGACAUCCGCACCAUCCGCAAAAGCACUGUUGCCUCGAUCAAGACGCUAUUGCCAGGUGAUCACGAGCAGGUGCUGAGCAGCCUGCAGUCCCACUUUGAGGACUUCCUGAGGGACAGCGAUGAAUCUGAGGUUUUCACGGUGGCUGAUUGUGCCCAGCUGGAAAAGGAGGUUCUGACUUGUAAGGAGUACUACGAGGAACUCCUCAAAUCUGCAGAGAGAGAAGAACAUGAGGAGUCCGUGUACAAUCUCUUCAUAUCUGAGGUGCGUAACUUCCGCAUGCGGGUGGAGGGUCACGAGGAACAGCUGAUCCGGAAAAUCCGUACUCCGCUAGACAGAGAUGACCUGCAGGAGUGUGUGCUGCGCAUCACCGAACAGGAGAAGAAGAAGGUAGAGCUGGAUAGGUUGAAGGAUGACCUGGAGACCCUGAGAGAGAAGUGUGAAGUUUUCCUCAGGCAAGCAGCUUCCUCUCCAUCCGUCCCUACGCUUUCCUCUGAGCUCAACAUCCUCACUCAGAGCACGAACCAGGUCUACUCCAUGUGCUGCAUCUACCUGGAGAAGCUAAAGACAGUGAGUUUGGUGGUGAAACACAGUCAGAGUGCCGAAGCUCUAGUAAAGCUUUAUGAAGCUAAGUUGUGCGAAGAGGAUACAAUCAAUGCUAAUAUCAAAUCUAUCGAUGGUGUCAUGAGCACUCUUAAGCAAUGGCGGUCUGAAAUCGAUGAAAGGCGUGAGGUAUUCCAUGACUUGGAGGACGAGCUGCAGAAGGCACGAGUGGUCAGUGAGCGAAUGUUCAAAACGCACAACGAGAGAGACUUUGAUUUGGAUUGGCACAAGGAGAAGGCCGACCAGCUCAAAGAACGAUGGCAAAACAUCCACUCUCAGAUUGAAAACAGGCUCCGGGACCUGGAAGGCAUCAGCAAAUCACUUAAGUACUACAAAGACACGUACAACAGCCUGGAUGAAUGGAGCAAAGAAAUGGAAACCAAGCAGCUCAAGGCCCAAGAGAAUCAACCUGAGGACAGCAAGGCAUUGGCUGAGUUCCUUAACCAGCAGAAAGUUUUGGUCGCAGAAAUUGAGCAAAAACAAAGCAAAAUUGAGGAAUGCCAGAAGUAUUCAGAGCAGUAUGCAGUUGGAGUGAAAGACUAUGAACUGCAACUGAUGACUUAUAGAGCCAUGGUUGACUCUCAGCAUAAGUCUCCAGUGAAGAGAAGGAAGAUGCAGAGUUCCUCUGAUGUCAUCCAGCAAGAGUUUAUGGACCUUCGUACACGUUACACGGCCCUGGUUACUCUGAUGACACAGUAUGUGAAGUUCGCAGGUGAAACACUAAAGAGGGCGGAAGAGGAUGAGAGAUCUGUUGAUGAUGAGAAGAAAGAGCAUGGCGAUAAGGUUAACAAGUUGUUAAAUUGGAUGUCCAGUAUGAAAACAAAUCUGAACAAAGAUGCAAAGGCUCAAAGUGAUGGCAAACCCAGCACUGAGAGCACUAGUAAGCCCCAGAUGUCACUGGAGGAGAUGGUGACAAAGAAGGAACAAAUUGGAGAAGCAUUGAGAACUACCCAGCUGAUGCUAACCAAACACUGUGACAAAAUGACUGAAGAAGAAAAGCAAGAAGCAAAAGAACAGCUGAAAUCUCUUCAUCAGGCCUACAGCGAGCUCUCUCAACAGUGUUCAGAUGCAGCUUCCUCAGCUGAUCAGGCUGCUGUGGAGAAGCAGAGGGAGUUUUCAGAAAAGCUGCAGGAGCUGUUUGAUGAUCUGACACAGACAGAAAACCGCCUCAUUGGCCACCAGCAGCAGGCUGCCAGUGCAAAGACUGUGGGAGACCUCCAGCAAUACCAACAAGAGCAUCAGGCUUUACAGAAAGACCUCCAGGCUAAUGCCAGUGCGCUCAAUGAAGUCAUCAGUAGCACAAAGAAGUUUCUGGAGGAGAAUCGCAGUAAACUCACUCCAGAGCAGAUAUCGGCUCUUGAGAACAAACUGGAGGAAUUGAAGAGCAAAGCGAAUAUGCUUAACCAGAAGGCAGAAGAGUCAAGGAAGGAUCUAGAGCAGGUUUUGACCAGUGCUAUCAAGCAGGAGACUGAGAAGGAGGCAGCUGUUGAACAACUUGAAGAGAGCAAAACUAAGAUUGAGGGUCUUCUAGGCUGGAUCUCCAACAUUGGGAAAGAGAAAGAAAUGGGUGGAAUACAAAAGGACCAGAUGGUUAAACAGAAUGGAAACAUGCCUGAGUACACAUCAAUGAAGGGAAUAAUUGGAGAGGAAGAUGAUCCUAAUGGAAAUGCAUUAGAUACUACAGACAACACAAGUCUACAUGCUGGCGAAAAACAAGACGGUAAAGACCUGGAUCUGGACCAGCAGUUUAACAGGGUUCAAGCCCACCACCAGGAGAUCUUGUCCCAACAGCAGGAUCUGAUCAUCGCCACACAGUCAGCACAGGCGUUACUCGACAAACAGGCUCAGGUCCUGUCACCCGCUGAAAAAGACAAGUUACAGAGGGACAUUAAAGAGCUGAAGGGUCGCUACGAGGCCUCUCUCACGCAGGCCGAGCAGCAGAUGAAGCAGGUCCAGACCGUCCAGGAGGAGCUUCAGAAGUUCAAGGGGGACUGUGAGGAGUUUGAGACGUGGCUACAGCAGGCCAAAGGGGAGAUGAAGGAGCUCGGUGCGCCCGCUGCUGGUCUGGACACUCUGAGUAACAAUCUACAGAGACAGAAGAGUUUCUCUGAAGACGUCAUGUCUCAUAAAGGAGACCUGCGCUUCAUAACCAUCUCCGGUCAGAAGGUGCUGGACGCUGCGAAGGCCUGCGAUCACAGUGAAUCGGACGGCCUGCCGAUGGUCGAUAUGUCCGGGACUUGUGCUGCAGUGAAAGAAAGGCUGGACUCUGCCGCCAGUCGCUACAAAGCCUUGCAUACGCAGUGUAAUCAGCUUGGAAAUAACCUGAAAGACGUGGUGGACAAAUACAAGAAGUAUGAAGAUGCCAGUGGUGCUCUGGUGAAGUGGCUGAAUGCCUCUGAGGAAGAGUCCAGAAGGCAGCAGUCUGAGCCUAUUGCUGGAGACCCACAAACCCUACAGAGACAGCUGGAGGAGACCAAGAGUCUUCAAGGGCAAACAACGUCCCGUCAGGCUGCGGUGGAUACGCUGAGAAAAACAGCUGAUGCCUUGAUCAGUGCAGAGGGAGACCUGCUGUCCCAUCCAGGGGAGAUUCAGGAGACAGUGGAUGACAUCGUAGAGAGAUACGACAACCUGUCGAAGUCAGUGAGUGACCGCAAUGAGAAGCUGCAGGUGACUCUGACGCGCUCCCUGAGUGUGCAGGACGGCCUGGAUGAGAUGAUGUCCUGGAUGGAGAAGGUGGAAGAGAGUGUGAAGGAGACACCUAAAGUGCCGCUGGACUCCAGCUCCAUUGCAGAUGCACUUAGCAAGGAGGCAGCUCUGGAGCAGGACAUGUCCAGCAGGCAGAGCAGCAUCAUGGCCAUGAAGGCAAAGGUGAAGAAGUUUGUGGAGAGCGCUGAGCCGGCCGCUGCCGCCCUCCUCCAGACUAAGAUGGAGGGCUUGUCCCAACGGUUUACUGACGCCUCUGAGCAGCACAAGCAGCAGGUGGCUCAGAUGGAGGAGCUCCAAGACAAGGUGGAGCAGUUUGAGAAGACAUCUGAGAAGGUGCAGCAGUUUGUGCUGAAGAGCUCGCAGGCUCUCUCCGAGACAGACGGGCCAGGAAAGACCGUCGCUGAGCUCUCACAGCUCCUCCAGGACACAAAUGCAGAGUUAGCCGAGCACUCAAAGGACGUGGAAACGCUCCAGAAACUGACUGAGGAACUCUGCAAGCUGGGUCCAGAAGGAAGUGCAGCUCUUCUUCAGAGCAAGAAGCAGAACAUCUCUGACAGCUUUAAUGCUUUUAAGGAGACGAUUACUGAGAAAAAAGAGGAGGUUUCAUCUUGCCAGAAGCAGCUGCAGGAGUUCAAAUCUGCCGCAGGGGUGUUAAUGAAAUGGCUGGAGGAGACAAAAGAGCAAGUGCCAGUGCUUCAGCCCAACUGCAGUGAACAGGGCCUGGGAACAGACCUGCAGAAGGUCAAUGGCUUACUGGACGAAUGGACUUCCAAAGCUCCUGCAGUCCAGGAUAUAAAUAGCAAAGGAUCUGCUCUAUGUAGCCUAAUCAGUGUUUUGACAUCACCGGCCAAAGCCAAGAUGCGUCACAACUCAGGAUCAGCUGUCAUUAACGGUUCUGAUCCAGGCAGCCAUUCUUAUCUGACAAACCAAGAGUUGAUGCUGGUACAGCAGAACAUGUCCUACAUUAACAACGAUUACGAACAUCUGGGGGAGCUCCUGAAGGCCAGGUCCUCUGAGCUCAGCGCUUUGUUGAAGAGAGUUCAAGGCGUCCAUGAUCAGGCUGAGUCUUUACGUCAGUGGAUGGAAGACACAAAGAAGACAGCAGCAUCGAGUAACCAUCCAUCUGGGAAAGAUGCAGUAAAAUCACAGAUAGAGGUCUUUGAAGAUAAUAUGAAACAAAAGCAAGUGCAGCUCCAGCAGCUCAGGGAGAAUCUGCUCCGCUUAAUCGAGGAACACCCUGAUUCAGCCGAGGCAGAAAAGUGGAAGCACAUGCUGGCACAGAUAGAUGCAGGAUGGGAGGAGGUCAAGGGCACAAUGGAGAUCCGUAAACAGCACCUGGAGGAGUCGUCUCGCAUGCUGGAGCUCUUCCAGACGACCCAGCCGCAGCUCUCGCUGUGGCUGCAGGAGAAGGAGUUGAUGAUGGGCGUCCUGGGGCCUCUGUCUGUGGACCCAAACAUGCUUAACACACAAAAGCAGCAAGUCCAGAUUCUCCUCAAGGAGUUUGACAGCCGCAAGCCUCAGUAUGAGAAGUUGACCGAGGCGGCCACAGCCAUCGCUAGUGCGUCAGAGCAGCAGGAUCCUGCCGUAGAGCAGGUUAAAGAACAGCUGGCAUCUGUUUCCCAGAAGUGGCAGGCCCUGACAGGUCAGCUGUCUCAGAGACAUGCUCUCAUUGAGCAGGCUGUCGGUAAGACCACUCAAUUCCAGGAGCUCUUGCAAAGCCUCAGUAAAAGUGCCACUUGCCUGGAGACUGAACUUAAUAACCAGCAGGCCCUCAGCACCCAACCUGAUGAAGUCAAGAAGCAGAUUGAAGCCACUAAUGCAAUCCUGGCUCAGCUACGAGAGGAGAAGAAGAGGCUGAAGGAGGCAGAAAGUGUCUGCUCUGAGCUCUCUGCCAUGGUGACUGAAGAGUAUCUCAGAGCAGACUUGACAAAACAGCUAGAGGGCAUCACUAAACCAUUUAGACAACUUGAGGACAAAGCAGGAAAGCGGAUUGAGCAGCUCAACUCAGCCUUCGCCAGCUCCCAGCAGUUCCAUCAGACAUCGAAGGACUUCCAAGCCUGGCUGAAUCAAACUCUGCAGGAGCAGUGUAAGCCACAGCCCGUCUCUGCUAAUGCAGAGAAGUUAAAACAGAGUCUCAAGGAGAACAGUGCUGUCCAAAAGGCCAUUAGUGAGCAUGAAGAACCUUAUAACACCAUCAUUAAAGAGGGAGAAGCUCUCCUCCAGAGCACGGAGGGGGCAGAAAAGGUGGCCCUUCAGGGACAGCUCUCUGCUCUAAAGUCCAGCUGGGACGAUGUAAAGAAAAGUAAUGCUGCGCAAGCAGAAAAGCUUCAGGGGGCCUUGCAGAGGGCACUGAAGUACAAGGAACAUUCUGAGAAACUGAGCUCAUGGUUGCAAGAGUGUGAAGACAGGGAGAAGAACGUGAAGCUCAGCGCGAACUCGGUGGAGAUCGAGGGCUCCCUCUCACAGUUGAAGGCCAUCCAGAAAGACGUUGACAAGCACAGAGGGCAAGUUGCGAUGGCGAACACAGCUGCCGACAGCCUCCUGGAGGUAGUCACUUCAGAUGGCGAUUCGGUUAGGGAGGAGAAGGCAACCAUUGGUAAAAGAGUGGAUAAGCUGACAGAAGAUUUAACGCUCAAAAGAGAAUCGUUAGAAAAUAUCUCACAGAAGCUGAAAGAGUUCAACGACUUACAGAAGGAAGCCAAAGGGCAGCUGGAGGCUGCCAGGAAACAGCUGGAUUCUCAUUCGGCCUUGGGUGUCCAGGCCUACAGCAACAAGAACCUGACCAACAUGAAGGCUCAGCACAACAGCUUAGAGGGUGUCCACAACCAGAUUGAGCAUCUCAAAAAUCUGGCAAAAAGUCUUGUGGUAGAUGCCUCUGAGGUGGAAGGUGUGACAGACCUUCUUCUUCAGGCAGACAGCUUGGAAAAAGACCACAUGUCAAUUACUAAAAAGGUAGAGGAUGCCUGCUCCACCUUGGAGAACAAACUCCAGGGCAUUGGACAAUUCCAGAACAGCAUUCGUGAAAUGUUUGCGAACUUCACAGACCUGGACGAUGAGUUCGAUGGUAUGGCUCCAGUAGGCAGGGGUCUUGACACCUUACGGGAUCAGCAAAGCACUAUCAAAGACUUUGUUGCUAGACUUCAGGAUCUGAUGACCAACACGGCCAAUGGCAGAGACAGUUGCAAUAAGAUGCUGGAGUCAGAGGCCUCCCCAGAUCUCCUGGGUCUGAAGAGAGACUUGGAAACCCUGGGCAAGCAGUGUGGAAAGCUGAUGGACCGAGCCACGGGUAGAAGAGAACAGGUUGAGGAGACCCUCAGUCAUCUGGAGGAGUUCUACGUCAAGGCGCAAGAGUUUACCCACAAACUGAGCAGUGCCGAAAAACAAGAGGAGUCCCAAGGGUCUGUCGGAUUGGAAACAGAAGUCAUUAACCAACAACUGGAGACCUUCAAGAUUUUCCAAAGGGACGUCAUUGAGUCACUGCAGAGCCAAUUGCAGGAGUUGAACACUCUGGGCCAGGCACUGAUCCAAAAUGCCGCCAAAGGCACCAGCACCAAAAAACUUGAUCAGGAUCUAGAGGAGGUCAACACCAGAUGGAACACCCUCAACAAAAAAGUUGCAGAGCGAUCUGCACAGCUUCAUGAAGCCCUGCUGCACUGUGGCAGGUUCCAGGAUGCACUGGAGUCCCUUCUCAGCUGGCUCACAGACACAGAGGAGCUGGUGGCCAAUCAGAAGCCUCCAUCAGCAGAAUUCAAAGUGGUGAAAGCACAGAUACAAGAGCAGAAGCUUCUGCAGAGACUGCUGGAUGACCGGAGAGCUACGGUGGAGCUGAUUAAGACGGAGGGACGGAAGGUGACCGACUUAGCUGAUACUGUUGAUAAGGAGAAGAUCGCGAGAGAGACUGAAUGCCUGGGGCAAAGGUGGGAAGACCUACUGAAGAAAGCCGAGAACAGGCAAAAGCAGUUGGAGAAUAUUUUGGUGGUGGCACAGCAAUUCCAUGAGACCCUUGUGCCUUUGGCGGAGUGGCUGACAGCUACUGAAAAAAGACUAGCCAACUCGGAGCUCAUUGGCACGCAGACUUCCAAGUUGGAGGAGCAAAUUUCUCAGCAUAAGGCUUUAGAGGAGGAGGUUUUGGGCCGUGGUAAGAUCUUGUACCAGGCCAUGAGUCUGGGCCAGUCUCUGCGGACGGUCAGCUGUGUGGAUGACAAGGAGCUGGUGCAGGCAAAGCUCGACAACACACACAGCAGCUACAUCGAGCUGCAGGAGCAUUGCCGCCAGAAGGCCGAGUUAUUGCGGCAGGCCCUGGCUAAUGCGCAGCUCUUUGGGGAGGACGAAGUGGCCCUAAUGACCUGGCUCGAUGAGGUGCACAGCAAACUGAGCGAAGUCUCGAUCCAAGACUACACGACGGCCGUGCUCGCUAAACAGCAUGCUGAGCAGCUGGCUCUUCAUGAAGACAUUGAGUUGAGGAAACAAAAUAUUGAACAGGCCAUCCUUAAUGGGUUAGAACUGCUGAAACAGACCACGGGCGAUGAGGUUGUCGUCAUCCAAGGUAAACUAGAUGGAAUAAAGACGAGGUAUUCAGAGAUCAACACAAUGAGCAACAAUGUUUCAAAGACUCUGGACAAAGCCCUGUCUCUUGCCACAAAACUGCAAAACACACAUGAGGAGCUGAACGCCUGGCUGGAGAAGGUAGAGUCUGAGCUGGCCAUGUUUAAAGCUCAAGAGCCGGUCGGAGAGCAGCUCACUUGCUUACAAGAGAGGCAGAAAACACUGAUGAAGGAGGUUAAGGAUCAGAAGCCACUGGUAGACUCUCUUAAUGAAGUAAGCAGCGCUCUGCUGGAACUCGUUCCAUGGAGAGCAAGAGAAGGUUUGGACAGGAUGGUCACAGAUGACAACGAGCGCUACAGAACGGCCAGCGAUGCCAUUACACAGCAUGUAGACCAGACCGGAGCUGCCAUCUUAAAAUCCCAGCAGUUUGAGCAGGCAGCCACCUCUGAGCUCGAGUGGCUGACGGAGGCAGAGAGGAAGUUGUCUUGCCUUGGGGACGUCAGGCUUGAGCCGGAGCAGACCACAGCUCAACUGCAGGCUCAGAAGAGCUUCUCCAUGGACAUUAUGAGACAUAAAGAUGCCGUGGAUGUCAUCGUGAAGACCGGCGAGGCCAUUAUAAACAAAAAAGAUGAGGCAGAGAAGCAGACGUUGAGGGUGAAGCUCCAGGCGUUGUCAGAGAAAUACAGUGUGGUUAGUCAGCUGAAUUCAGAGCGCUGUCUGCAGCUGGAGAGAGCUCAUUCUCUAGCCUCCCAGUUCUGGGAGACGUACGAUGAACUCUGGCCAUGGCUGCAGGAGACGAGGACUACCUUCACUCAGCUGUCCCAGCCGGCUAUCGAGUACGAAGCCCUUCGACAGCAACAAGAGGAGCUGAGGCAAAUGAGAGAGGUGAUAGCAGAGCACAAACCACACAUUGACAAGAUGAAUAAAACUGGACCUCAGCUGCUGGAAUUGAGUCCCACUGAGGGGGCGCCAAUCAGAGAGAAAUACGAGGCCGCAGACAAACUGUACAGCCAGCUUAAAGUCGACGUCAAGCACAGAGCUGCUGCCCUGGACGAGGCCAUCUCUAAAUCCACUCAGUUCCACGAUAAGAUAGACCCCAUGCUGGAGUCUCUGGAGCGCAUCGCCGAACGCCUGCGCCAGCCUCCAUCCAUCUCUGUCGAGGUGGAGAAGAUCCGUGAGCAGAUAUCAGAUAACAAAGCCGUGAAUGUAGACCUGGAGAAACUUCAGCCGUCCUAUGAGACCCUCAAGCAGCGAGGAGAGGAGAUGAUCGCUCGCUCCGAAGGAGCAGACAAGGACCUUUCGGCCAAAGCUGUUCAAGAUAAGCUGGACCUGAUGGUGUUUCUAUGGAAUGACAUCCAAGCUCUUCUGGAGGAAAGAGAAGCCAAGCUCCUGGAUGUUAUGGACUUAGCCGAGAAGUUCUGGUGUGAUCACUGCGCUCUCAUCGUCACCAUCAAAGACACGCAUGAUCUGCUGAAAGAGCUGGAGGAGCCUGGAGUCGAUCCUUCAGUGGUCAAGCAGCAGCAAGAGUCUGCAGAGGGCUUUAGAGAAGAGAUCGACGGGCUGCAGGAAGAACUGAAUGUGGUCCAGAAUCUGGGGGCGGAGCUUAUGACAGCGUGUGGAGAACCCGAUAAACCAGUGAUCAAGAAAAGUAUAGAUGAGGUGAACUCAGCUUGGGAAACCCUCAGUAAGACAUGGAAAGAGAGAGUAGAGACUCUAGAGGAAGCCAUGCAGGCUGCGGUGCAGUUCCAGGACAGUCUCCAGAACAUGUUUGACUCGGUGGAUAUUAUGGAAGGCAAACUGGAUUCGAUGUCGCCCGUGGGCACGGACCUGGAGACUGUGAAACAGCAGAUCGAGGAGCUGAAGGAGUUCAAAGGUGAUGCGUACCAGCUUCAGAUCGAGAUGGAAAGGCUGAACCAUCAGACCGGGCUGCUGCUGAAGAAGGUGGUAGAGGAAGCCGACCGCACUUCCAUCCUGGAGCCAAUGAAUGAGCUGAAAAUGCUCUGGGACGACCUGGAUAAAAAGAUUAUCAACAGACAGCACAAGCUGGAAGGAGCGCUGUUGGCUCUAGGGCAGUUCCAGCAUGCUUUAGAUGAACUUGUGGCUUGGCUCACUCAUACCGAAGAACUGCUUAGUGAACAGAGGAAGGCCUGCGGCGACCCCAAAGCCAUCGAGAUUGAGCUCGCAAAACACCACGUGUUGCAGAACGAUGUGCUGGCCCACAAGACCACGGUGGAGGCAGUGAACAAGGCCGGCAGUGACCUCAUUGAUUCCAGUGCUGGAGAGGAGGCGCGAGGUCUGCAGAACAAGCUGGAGAACCUCAACAAGCGCUGGAAGACUAUCCUGGAGAAGACGGAGCAGAGAAGACAGCUUCUGGACAGUGCCCUGCUGCAGGCUCAAGGUUUCCAUGGUGAGAUUGAAGACAUGCAGCAGUGGCUGAAAGACUCGGAGCGUCAGCUGUUAGCAUCAAAGGCCCUCGGAGGCUUACCAGACACGGCCCGAGAGCAGCUUAACACCCAUCUGGAGCUCUGCAGUACACUGGAAGCCAAGGAGGAAAUAUACAAGCAGCUUCUUGACCGAGGGCAGCAGAUUUUGGCCAUGACCCCUGAGGGUCAAGACAGCACCACCGAACUGGACCUGCGCAACCUGCAGGAGAAGUGGGCAUGUGUUCGGGCCAAAGUGACAGAGAGGAAGGUGAAACUGGAGGAGGCCCUGGCGAUGGCCACAGACUUCCAUAACUCACUUCAGGAUUUCAUAAACUGGCUGAUGCAGGCCGAACAGACCCUCGCUAUGGCCUCGCCUGCCUCCCUCAUCCUGGAGACCAUCAUGUUCCAGAUAGAUGAGCAUAAGGUGUUUGUGACUGAGGUGAACUCACAUCGGGAUCAGAUCAUCGAGCUGGAUAAGACAGGAACACACCUCAAGUACUUCAGUCAGAAACAGGACGUGGUGUUGAUCAGGAACCUCCUGCUGAGCGUUCAAGGCCGCUGGGAGAAGGUCGUGCAGCGGUCAGUGGAGAGAGGACGCCUGCUGGACGAUGCCAGGAAACGUGCCAAACAGUUCCAUGAGUCCUGGAACAAACUGAUGGAGUGGCUGGAAGAGUCCUAGAGAGCGCUGGACUCUGAGCUGGAGAUCGCUAAUGAUCCGGACAAGAUCAAGACGCAGUUAACCCAGCACAAGGAGUUCCAGAAAGCUCUGGGCAGCAAGCAUUCGGUGUAUGACACCACCAGUCGCACGGGCCGAGCUCUGAAGGACAAGACCUCCUUGCUAGAUGACAACCAGAAACUGGAUGACAUGCUCAGUGAGCUCAGGGACAAAUGGGACACAGUCUGCGGGAAAUCUGUGGAGAGGCAGAAUAAGUUGGAGGAGGCUCUGCUGUUCUCAGGUCAGUUCACAGACGCACUGCAGGCUCUCAUCGACUGGCUUUAUAAAGUGGAACCACAGCUAGCUGAAGACCAGCCUGUGCAUGGAGACAUAGACCUCGUCCUGAACCUCAUCGACAGCCAUAAGGUGUUCCAGAAAGAGUUGGGCAAAAGGACUGGCAGCGUGCAGGCUUUGAAGCGCUCGGCCCGUGAGCUUAUUGAGAUUAGCCACGAUGACUCGUCCUGGGUCAAAGUUCAGAUGCAAGAGCUGAGCACACGCUGGGAGACGGUCUGCAGCCUCUCUGUGUCCAAACAGACUCGACUCGAGCAGGCACUCUGUCAGGCUGAGGAGUUCCACUCCACCGUUCAUAUCUUACUGGAGUGGCUUGCAGAGGCCGAACAGAGCCUUCGCUUCCACGGUGCUCUGCCUGACGAUGAAGAAGCCCUCCGCGCUCUCAUUGAACAGC
Sinocyclocheilus rhinocerous is the source of this 14952-nucleotide messenger RNA. It is a transcript of the gene dst, whose product is annotated as dystonin. Lineage: Eukaryota; Metazoa; Chordata; Actinopteri; Cypriniformes; Cyprinidae. Gene Ontology annotation, biological process: wound healing; intermediate filament cytoskeleton organization; hemidesmosome assembly. The record is from RefSeq and is a predicted model, not a curated record. The coding region runs from base 213 to 14231 and encodes 4672 amino acids. Gene Ontology annotation, molecular function: structural molecule activity; microtubule binding. The transcript has 82 exons. Gene Ontology annotation, cellular component: intermediate filament; cytoplasm; membrane.